CUACUGAGCGGGCCCGGAGGUGCCCCUCCCCUCGGGGAUAGCGCCUCCAUUUCCGGAGUGUUGUCCGGGCCCCCUCGCUUGUGCCUGGUGCUUCGUACCCCUAGCCGGUAGCCACUCCGUGUCCACUCCUUUUUUAGCGCCCUGUCCUGCCAUUAUGUAUGAUCGGGCGCCCCGUUUGCUCAAAUUGACUGAGGGUAGCGGCACGGAGGACUGUGUAGGUCCUGGGUCUUACCAAGUACCUUUCCUGAAGCAGCAGGUGACAGGUGGCUAUGCACCAUUUCUUUCUUUGACUAAUAGAGAAAGUUAUUUUACUGUUGGCUGUAACAAUGAGAAAGCUGUUCCAGGUCCAGGACACUACAAUGUUUCAAAAGCACAGUUCGAUGUAAAAGGAGGCCGUAGUCUACAGUACAGUGACAAACGUUUUAAGAGGUUUAUUUCAGACGGUCCGGGACCUGCAUGUUAUGAUCAGUCUUAUCCUAGAAAAAUACACUUCAAGAACAAGAAAAUACCUGAGGAUAAUGGACAUUUUCAAUGGAAAAACUCAAGAGCACUUUCAUCUUUCAGAACUAUUGAUGUCCCAUCAAUUCCUUCUUGUGAGAGGGCAUAUGGUUAUCAUAUUAAUGAGGAUGACACUAUUAUAAAACAUUUUCCACCAACUCAUGACAGCACACUGGGUCCAGCAUUUUAUAAACCACAAUAUGAUGUUUUCAAUGCAACUUCAAAAUAUAAAGGGAUACAUUUUAGUAACUCUUCGGGAAGACGAGACCUACCUCCCAAGCAAGGACCUGGUCCUGGACAUUAUGAGAUAGGCCAGGAAAAGACACCACACUAUGAAAACAUUAACAUCAAGAAAGAGCAACAGCAAGAUUGUUCCUCGUAUUUCCCACGGUUUUAUGAUGUAAUAAUAUCACAGGAAGAAAAAAAGGGAGUACCUGGGCCUGGAAGGUAUGACAUUAAAAGUCAAUUUCAGAAGACUGAAAGUAUGACACCAGAUGCAAAUGAAGCAUCCCCUGCUUUUCUUUCUCAAUCCCAGAGAUUUGUUCCUAUGAAAUCAAUCACACCAGCACCUGGCACAUACAAUGUACCUCAAAGCACUAUCAAGUCCUCAAAGAAAACUCCAGGCCUGAAAAUGUCUGCAUUUGGGCAAACUGCUGCUCGAUUCACCCAAGAAUUCGAGACAGAGGAAAUGCCUGGUCCUGGGUUUUAUAAUGUCCUAAACAGCACUAUAGCUGAUAAUGUCAAAAAUAUCUGCUUGGGCAACAAAAAGAACAGUGCCUUUGGAUCUUCUGUUCCUCGGACUCUGAUUCUGGUUCAGAAGGAAGCUCUUGCUGUUCCUGGGCCUGCCGAGUAUCAGGUCAGUGAAAUUCCUGAAGAGUUGCCUGACUUGACUAAUCAAUAUGCUGUUUUUUUGUCAAGGACAGAAAGAAUUCCUAAACAACCAGAUAAGUGUAUUCCAGCACCAGGCCGUUAUGAUGUUCAAAAAUCAUAUGACAUGUCACAGGGGAAACAAAAAUAUAUGCCACCUCGUAGUCUGGUGGCUAAAAGAAAGCAUUCCUCCUUUCUUAGUGCAGCUCCUCGAUGCUCUGAAAAAAUUAAAGAUGGACCAGGACCUGCAACAUACAAUCCUACUUUAAAGAGAUCUUGCUUCAUACCAGCAUUUGUUAAAACAUCAAAGCGUUUUGAAGAUUGCAAAGUGAUUACUCCUGGGCCAGCAACCUAUGAGCUCAGUCCAUUUUUAAGACAUUCUGUCCUGAAGAGAACAUUUAAUGUUACUCUACCAAAUCCAACAGUAAAUAAAGGAAAAUCUCAGAAAACAUAGAAAAAUGUCAAAUAUAAAUGUCCAGGGGGCAGAGCAGAAUACUUCAAAUGAUAACAUACCAGAAGUUAUCUGUUAAUCUAAAGGUGAGCUGACAGUUCUCUCACGAAGUACUUCGAUUUUGAUGAUGUCCUCUAUCAGCUGCUCAAAAGAACAUAAUUGCUCUCCUAACCUUGUGAAAUAGAAAAUCUGUUCUUGAAAGGCAUUUCAUUCUCUAUUAGUUUCCUCAACAUUUUUCCUAUUACUGAGCAGUAUAUUGCAUUC
This is a messenger RNA of Echinops telfairi (small Madagascar hedgehog), 2080 nucleotides long. It is a transcript of the gene STPG2, whose product is annotated as sperm tail PG-rich repeat containing 2. The record is from RefSeq and is a predicted model, not a curated record. Bases 155 to 1819 code for a protein of 554 amino acids. The transcript is spliced from 14 exons. Lineage: Eukaryota; Metazoa; Chordata; Mammalia; Afrosoricida; Tenrecidae.